This is a messenger RNA of Ooceraea biroi (clonal raider ant), 2720 nucleotides long. Its product is annotated as deubiquitinase OTUD6B. NCBI's taxonomy places the organism in Eukaryota, Metazoa, Arthropoda, Insecta, Hymenoptera, Formicidae. Gene Ontology annotation, molecular function: cysteine-type deubiquitinase activity. The record is from RefSeq and is a predicted model, not a curated record. Gene Ontology annotation, biological process: protein deubiquitination.
AAUUGGAAAGCACCCUAGUGAUCGUAGGUCAGUGUGCAGUUUGAGAUAACCUUACAUUUUAAUUAAAAUGGCCGAUUUGGAGUUAACAGAGGAAGAAUUGACGCAGAAGCACAAAAAGGAACGAAAGGAGUUGCAAGCGCAAAUACAGACUUUGAAAAAGUCAAUUUGUAAAGGUGACAAAAAGAAGCGAAAAGAGGUUGCCGAGGAAAUAGGACGGUUAGAGGAGAACUUGGAGAAACGUCAAGCGGAGGAGUUGAAUACAUGGAAGCUGGCACACGUUACCCUGGACGAGAACGAACAAACGGAGACCGCGCAGACGAACGAAGAGGACGAUGAGGACGACAAUUGCGCGGAGCAGUCUACGCAUAGGAUCUCGAAAGCGCAAAAGAGGAGGGAGAGGAAGGCGAUCGCAGAGAAGGAGCGCAAUCAGAGGAUCAUUGAGCAGGAAGCACUCAAUGUAUUUGGCAAGAGGAACGUUGAGAUGGAAGCCAUAAAAAAGAUCCUUCUAGAGCGCAACUUGAUGGUUUACGAGAUUCCUAGUGAUGGUCAUUGUUUAUAUAACGCAGUGGCGCAUCAGCUCAAGAUAAAUGGAGAGACGCUACUCAGCCUGCACGAUCUUAGAACGAAAACUGCCGAAUACCUGAGGGAAAACAUGAAUGACUUCUUACCCUUCCUCUCUAACCCCGACUCUGAUGAUCUAUUGACUCCUGAAGAGUAUGAGAGGUACUGCAAUGACGUGGCUGAAACGAGUGCAUGGGGUGGCGCAGUCGAGUUGCAGGUACUGUCUCGCAUCCUGAAAUGUCCAAUCGAAGUUAUACAGGCUACAGGGACACCCUACAUCGUCGGUGAGGAAUACAGCAAUGGAAAGAAGGUAACGCUGACUUACCAUCGUCAUAUGUAUGAGUUAGGCGCUCAUUACAAUUCCGUUACGAAGCACGUUCAGGAUGAGGAGAGCUGAUAAAGGUCUCCCUUAGACAUCAUUUAUGUUUUACUACAAUUGUCUUCAAGUUUUACUAUUGAACGAUAAAUUUAAUCCCGCAUUUUCGAUUUGCAUAUUUUUACCAGUCAAUAAGUUAAUUUAUUCUGUACGGAUAACGUACCAUAAAUUUAUAAGCGUUAUAAGAUAUUUUUAUCAAGAUAUACAUGAAAUAGCAAAAAAGCUGCCAAAGUACUCGAUCUUCCGACGAGAGAGUUAUAUUUCUAAACUUUAUACUUAUUGUGAUGAUUAUUAACUGUUAAAGCUUAGAAGAAUUUUUUAAACGUGUAUGUGAGUGAUCGUUAAAGGAUUAAAUAUAAAACAUAUUCCGUCUUGAUGAUUUGUAUAUUUGUAUUGAGAAGCCACAUUUUUACGCUGAAAAUUACAUAUUAAAUUCACGUAUACUAAAAAUGUACUUUUGUUCAUGUUUAAUCUCUUAAUGGUUACGUACACGUUUUAGAAACUUCUUUUCACAGUCAUUAGUUAAACACGAGAUACAUAUCAAUGAAACGUCAGAGUAAAAACAUAUUUCCUCAUCACUUAGUCACUUUGUUGAGAUUUUGAUUCUCAUGGUUAGACAUCCCAAGUUCUAAAUUCUGUCAAAGUAGUAGAUUUUUCAUAGAUAUUCUGUAGAUUCCAUAGAGUGUUUUCCAUCGCACAUUUAGUACGAAAUAUGAUCAGAUUUUGCAUUAUUUGUCACAUUAAAGUUCAGGAUUUAUUUUAAAAAAUAAAUUCAAGAAUGUAAACUGUAAGAUUUGUAUGUAUUCCAUUUUAUAAUGGAAUCUUCGACUGAUCUAAUGACUCUAUAGAUUUUACAUAAUAUUCUUUCUGUUAUAUAAAUGAGUUUUAGAUAAUAAUAUUUCUUUUGCUUUGAUGGAUUUUCAUUUUGUGUGAGAUGCGGGCUUGAUAGUUACAUUUAACAUUAAAUGUGCGAUGGGAAUAUCGACUUUAGAGUCGAUAUUCAGAUAUAUUUAAAUAAAUACACGUUACGAAUACAGACUAUUAUUAACUAAAAUAUCUCGACGAUUUAGACGUAAGUUGAUUUAUAGGGAAAGCAGCUGUGUUAUUAGCGAUUAAAUUGAUAUAAGAUUAUAUUCAUUUUCGAAGUCGAUAUCGGACAAUAUAAAAAUGCUGCCAGUAAAUAUGCAAGUACUUAUUAAGAUUCGAUGUUCUUUGGCUUGCUGCAAGUUUCGAGGUAUGAAAUGUGUGUUAUUCUAUUAUUACGCAUACUAUUCGUGUUCGUAUGGUAACUAUCACGUCCUUCCAAAAAUAUCGAUAAUUAUCUACGUCUAUGUAUAAGUAUCGAAUUAUUCUUUAUUCAGCAAAUUUUUUCAUUUUCCUGAUGAUUGUCUCCUCAGUACUUAUGAAAUUCUUAAUUAAACAUGUUAUUAUGUAUCAAAGACUUAUACAAUAUUCCUAAAAUGUUUCCAAAUUUAAAAUUUUUAAAAAAUAUCAGGUUUGUUAGUGACUGAAGUUAAUGGUUCUACAAGGUAAAUUUUUGAUCUUGUGAAUUAUUCAUCAAGACUAGUAUGUUCAAGGCAUCAGUUUGAAUAGUAACCUAGAUAAUCUUGAAUUCAAUUAUUUUUCGCGGUGAAGGGAAAAAAAUAAGAAAUAAAUACAUUAUAAUUGUAACGUUAGAAGGGGGAAACACAUGGUAAUGUUGUUCUCAUGUGUUCUCACGAUUUUGUAAACUAUUCGAAUGUAAUGUAUGUGCUGUAACUGGUGAAAUAAAUAGAAUAUAUAA